AUGCCUGGUUAUAUUAAACCCAUAAAAGAAUGCCUUGCGGCACAAAGGUCUGACCAAAAGAGUAUUGUACCGCUCUUCUUGGCUCUUCGGAUACCCUGGAUGGGGCGGAGAAAGAUAGAAAUAAAGAGGAUCGAGAACCGAACAAAUCGACAGGUGACGUUCUCGAAGAGGCGAAGUGGGCUGAUAAAGAAGGCGCAUGAACUGUCGGUGCUCUGCCAGGCUGAAGUGGGUCUCAUCAUUUUCUCCAGCCGAGGGAAACUCCACGAGUAUGGCAGUCACGGCUGGAUGGGGCGGGGAAAGAUAGAAAUAAAGAGGAUCGAGAACCGAACAAAUAGGCAGGUGACGUUCUCGAAGAGGCGAAGUGGGCUGAUAAAGAAGGCGCAUGAACUGUCGGUGCUUUGCCAGGCAGAAGUGGGUCUCAUCAUUUUCUCCAGCCGAGGGAAACUCUACGAGUAUGGCAGUCACGGGAUAAGUGCGGCCUUGUCUAAUCUGCUUGGCAAUUGCUUAAAAUCAAUGGUAUUCCGAGUAGUUUGGUUUUUUAUAAUAUGUUUCUGA
This is a messenger RNA of Cryptomeria japonica (Japanese cedar), 555 nucleotides long. RefSeq names its product truncated transcription factor CAULIFLOWER D-like. The record is from RefSeq and is a predicted model, not a curated record. Gene Ontology annotation, biological process: positive regulation of transcription by RNA polymerase II. The coding region runs from base 1 to 555 and encodes 184 amino acids. Gene Ontology annotation, molecular function: DNA-binding transcription factor activity, RNA polymerase II-specific; protein dimerization activity; RNA polymerase II cis-regulatory region sequence-specific DNA binding. NCBI's taxonomy places the organism in Eukaryota, Viridiplantae, Streptophyta, Pinopsida, Cupressales, Cupressaceae. The transcript is spliced from 4 exons.